Messenger RNA from Zalophus californianus (California sea lion), 892 nucleotides. It is a transcript of the gene EFCAB9, whose product is annotated as EF-hand calcium binding domain 9. Gene Ontology annotation, molecular function: calcium ion sensor activity. The record is from RefSeq and is a predicted model, not a curated record. Bases 2 to 733 code for a protein of 243 amino acids. Gene Ontology annotation, cellular component: sperm principal piece; cytoplasm. NCBI's taxonomy places the organism in Eukaryota, Metazoa, Chordata, Mammalia, Carnivora, Otariidae. The transcript is spliced from 5 exons. Gene Ontology annotation, biological process: flagellated sperm motility; sperm capacitation.
GAUGCUGGUGGUGUUCUGCACAAAGGGUGCCCUGAGUAAAGGCUGCCAAGAGGUCACCAGAGCCUUCACCCUAAUGAGCGCCACGAUGAAACUGAAGCAAGGGUCGUUUCUGUGGUACCUCUACCUGGACAAGUUGUAUUGCCUGUUAUCCGUGAGGAACGUGAAGGCCUUGCUAGAGUAUUUUCACCUUCUUGACGUCCACCACAACAACACCUUGAACGAUGUGCUGUUCUAUCACUUUCUUCACCACGUGACCAGCUGGAACCGGACACAGAUCAUGAUUGUGUUUAACAUGCUGGACUGGAACGCUAUGGGCGAGAUCGGUUUUGACCAGUUCUACAUGUUGGUCUGCAUCCUGCUGGCACAACAGAACCACUUGGAAGAGCAAUUUAUCUUCCGCCAUUCCCGGCCUGUCUUUGAGCUGCUUGACCUGGAUGGGGAGCUGAGAAUUGGUGCAGAGAACUUCCACAUGUACAACUUUCUCUUCAAUAUCAAGAAACAGGACCUCAGAGAGCUCUACCAUGACUUUGACAUCACAGGUGACCGUCGUCUUAAUUACAAGGAAUUUAAGCUGUUUACUAUCUUCACCAUGGACAAAUACCAGGAGAGGCAGAAAGCAGAGAAAGAUAAAGAUAAAGGCAAAAAGGAUCUGCUCAAAAAGAAAAGGCUACAUCACGUUAAUGUGAGCCUCAAACAGUUUCUUGGAAUAAAUGUAUCUGAAAGUAGACUAUAAGUAAUCACAACUGUUAACAUGUCUAAAAAUAAAUUUAGAAAGUCUAAGUGGAUAUUUUUACAUUGGCUUUCACACAUGAAAGGUUCAAGUAAGUGCUCUUCGAUCAGCAGGUUCUUAACUUGAAUAACUUAUUGACCUCACGAUAAUAAAAUGUGAAGU